Messenger RNA from Choloepus didactylus (southern two-toed sloth), 5499 nucleotides. It is a transcript of the gene EMILIN2, whose product is annotated as elastin microfibril interfacer 2. NCBI's taxonomy places the organism in Eukaryota, Metazoa, Chordata, Mammalia, Pilosa, Megalonychidae. The transcript is spliced from 8 exons. The coding region runs from base 166 to 3381 and encodes 1071 amino acids. Gene Ontology annotation, molecular function: protein binding. The record is from RefSeq and is a predicted model, not a curated record.
CUGGAAAAGGAGAAGUGGGAGAGCGAGAAGCCGGAGGGGGCGGCCGCCGAUCGCCCGGGCCUCUCUCUGCCUUCUCCGGCCGCGCCCGGCCGCCCGCAGCCUCGUGGGCUUCUGCGACCCCGCAGCGCUCCGGACCCGGCAGGGAAGGCAGGCGGGGCGCGCAGAAUGUGGCUCCCGCCCCGCGCGUCCUGGCGCUGGGCGCUGGCGCUGCUGGCCCUGGGCGGCCCGGGGCUGUGCCUCGCCAGUCCGCAGCCCAGGCACCCCGCGCGGCCAGGCGCCAGGAACAAGAACUGGUGCGCCUACAUCGUGAACAAGAACGUGAGCUGCUCCGUGCUGGAGGGAAGCGAGAGUUUCAUCCAGGCUCAGUACAAUUGUGCUUGGAACCAGAUGCCCUGUCCGUCCGCGCUGGUGUACCGAGUGAACUUCAGGCCCAGGUAUGUCACCAAGUACAAGACGGUGACACAGCUGGAAUGGAAAUGCUGCCCUGGGUUUCGAGGGGGAGACUGCCAAGAAGGUCCCAAGGACCCGGUGAAGACGCCCCGCCCCACGCCCACUCAGCCCCAAGACAGCAUGAAGAAAGCCGCAGGUAAUGAACCAAACCAAGUCUCAGAUCCCAAGAAGACUUUGGCACCAACUCAUGCAGCAGAUCCAAGCCAGGUCGUAGAUCCAAAGCAGGCACUCCAGGAACUUCAGGAAAAGAAAAUCCAGGUGCUUGAGGAGGAGAUUCUCCGACUCAAAAGGACAGUUGAUGAGCUCCAGUCUUCCAUUGCUGGAGUGAAUGAAAACCUUAAACACACCAUCCAGGAUGAUGCCAGUAAAAUGCUGGCAUCCUGGCUCAGCAAUCUGCACCCCCAGCCAGGACCUGACAGUGCCGUUGGUGGAGAGACAGAAACAAUUCAGCUUCCUGACAUCCUCAACACCAAAGAGGGUGGCAUGAAGGAUAUCAAGUCUGAGUUGGCUGAAGUCAAGGAUGCUCUGAAGACCAAGACUGACAAGCUGGAAGAGCUGGAUGGGAAAGUGAAGGGUUAUGAAGGGCAGCUCAAGCAGCUCCAGGAGGCUGCCCAGGGCCCUACAGUCACCAUGACAACCAACGACCUCUACCAAGCCUAUGUAGAUCGUAAGAUAGAUGCCCUGAGAGAGGAACUCAUAGAGGGAAUGGACAGAAAGCUGGCCGACCUGAAGAACACGUGUGAGUACAAGGUGGUUGGUCUCCAACAGAAGUGUGACGACUAUGGGAGCAGCUACUUGGAAGUGAUCGAGCUUAUAGGGGAGAAGGAAGCAAAACUGAGAAAAGAAAUAAAUGACCUUCGAACCCAGCUACAGGAUCCUUCAGCCCAGCCAAAUUGCUGUGACCGUGAAAAGAACGGUGACUUUGGUCAACAGAUCAAGACAUUAGACCAGAAGAUAGAAAGAGUUGCUGAAGCCACGAGAAUGCUGAAUGGGCGAAUGGACAAUGAGUUUGACCGCCUCGCAGUUCCAGAACCUGAUGUGGACUUUGAUGCAAGAUGGAGUGAACUGGAUGCAAGGAUCAAUGUGACAGAGAAGAAUGCAGAAGAACAUUGCUUUUACAUUGAGGAAACCCUUCGGGGGGCCAUUAGUGGAGAGGUAGGGGACUUGAAGCAACUUCUUGAUCAGAAAAUCCAGUCUCUGGAAGACCGUCUGGGGAGUGUUCUCCUAGAGAUUGCCAACAAUACAGAUGCAGAAUACACUCCCCCGGGGUCAGCCCUCCCACGUGUGUCAGGGAAUGAACAGGUAAUGACCGAAUUAAUCCACUUGAAGAACAAAGUUCAAGUUGUUGAGGAUAUUUGCCUGCAGAACUUCCAGGGAGAGCCUCAUGGGAUAGAAGGCACUUUGCCAAAUGGGAAAGACCACACAGUGGUUGACAGUUCAAGCCUUUUGAAAUCUCUCAAUGAAACAAUGCAUAGGAAAAUUCAGGAAACUGGACGUAGUAUCCAGAGACUUCAGCAAGAUUUUUACUUUCUUUAUUCUCUACUAAAUCACACAGAAAAUGAAGUCACUCGCCUUCAGCAUGAAAUAAGCAAUUGUAGAGAAGGUAAAAAUGAUGAUGUGGGUGGGUUUACUAAGGUGGGGGAGCAGGAGAGGACAACCGAGACCCUCCCGUCUACCCGGGGUCCCGUGGCUGACUGCUGCAGCCAGCUGGAGGAGAGGUGGCGGCGGUUGCAGGACCAGGUGCUCUCUGACCUGGACACCUGUAAGGAAAAUACGCAGGGUGUCCAGAGGGAGGUCUCCAUGGUCGAGGGCAGGGUGUCUCAAAUGGAAAGAACAUGCAGCAAACUGGACUCCAUCUCAGGAAGUCUCCACAGCUUCAAGGAAGGGCUCAACAAGCACGUCAAUAGCCUGUGGAGCUGUGUCAGGCAGAUGAAUGGGACACUCAGGUCUCAUUCCAGAGACAUUUCUGGCCUCAAGAAUUCAGUCCAGCAGUUCUACAGCCAUGUUUUCCAGAUUUCUACUGACCUGCAAGAUCUGAUCAAAUUUCAACCAUCAGCAACCGAGGAGCCGUCGGAAGUGCCGCAAGUACCACCCCGGGGGAAGGCCCCCAAAGUGCCAGCGAAGCCCUCAAGCCCCUCAUCGGCAGAGGCCCCCACGGAACCAGCGGGGCCGAAGCUGAGCCCGCCCCCACUACCCAGGCCCGAGGGUCUCCCGCCGCCCGAGGACCCGGGAACGUGGCUGCAGAGCGGCCAGCAGCCUGUCCUGCCCGGGAGACCCCUGCCACCGCUGUCCCCGCCCGCGCGGCCCGGGCUGCCCUUCUUGCCUGGCUCCACCGGGGUCUUCACCGAGAAGGGCGAGGCGGGGCCUCCGGGGCGAAGCGGCGUGUCGGGAAGGGGCCUGCCCCCGGGCGCGGACGGCCAGACCGGGCAGGGGGCCGUCCCCAGCUCCGAAGGCUACGCGGGGUCCCCAGGAUACCCCAAGUCACCUCUUGCCGCCUCCCCAGGGGUGCCGGGGACGCCUUCUCUGGUGUCUUUCUCUGCGGGGCUCACCCAGAAGCCUUUCCCCAGUGAUGGGGGUGUCGUCCUCUUCAACAAAGUGCUUGUCAAUGAUGGUGAUGUGUAUAACCCCAAGACCGGGCCCGUGGGGCUGGGGAGGCCCGAUCAGGAGAAGAUGCCCCGCUGGGCAGUCGUGGGUGCCAGAGGCUUUGAGGGAUCAGAGCUGGCACAUCUUGAUCUUCCCAGUUUUGUAGACCGUUAUAAAGAAGUGUCUCCUGGCCUCGGGGGCUGUGGAAUGGAUAGGUAUGCUUUGCAGCAACGUUUUCUAGUUACAGGAUCAACCUAUGGGUCCUCAGGGCUCACCACUGGACCUACUGGGCCCCUGCCCCUCUGGCCCACCCCUCUGUGGCCACUUGCCAUCGGACGGUCACCCUGACACCCUGGUGUGGGACCGGGGGAAGGGCUGCUCUGCUUCCUUCCAAGUCCCUGCUUUUCUGAUUAACACAGCUAAAAGAGGAACUGCCCCCCUCUCCAGAAGGGCUCAGCCUUGCGUGCGAAUCUCUGCUCCGGGAGAGAGCUGCCAAAGCUGUGUAUGCACCCCCUACUCCUGGGUUGUUUUGGGGUGGCAUUUCCCCUAUAUUUCUGGCAGCAUCAGUCUCCCCUUCCAUCCCCAUCCCCUCUCUGGCCCUCCUGCUAAACCCCCCUCUUCAGAAGGCAGUGGUUCGGAAAUGGAGGGAGUAUAAAGAUCACCUGCAAGGGCUUGGGAAGCUGAGGUUCCUGGGGCUCUGGGUGGUUGGAGUCUGCGUUAGUGACCAAGUCCCCGAGGUGCUGAUGAGGUCAGAGUCCCUUCUGGGUACCCUCCUGGGCCAUUUAAGGGCCACAGGGUUCUCUGCUCUGGAAAUUCUAUGGCCUUUGUACCACACUCCCCUCCCCCAGGGUCGCUCCAUGCUGCUUUGGCUGUGGGGACAGCUUGUCCACCUGGAUAGCCAGGUGACCCUUGCAAGCAGGGUUGGUGACCUACAUCCCCUCACGUUGCUGCAAUGCCCAGAGCUGGGAUCUCACAUCUGCAGGUGCUCAGGACAGGAUAUCAUGGGUGAACUUGAGAGCUGCUUCUGUCCCUAGGAUCCUAGGAGCCCCUGGAGAUGCCAAGAGCUGUAAAUCACUGUGAGCUGCUGGAGGAGUGGGCUGGGUGGCCUGGCCUUCUCUGAUGGAUUUUCAAGGCUGAUUGAAGGUCCAGGCCCUUUACAGCCCUUGUUAGCUCCCAGAUCCCUCCAUGUGAUGUCAGCUCUGGGCUUGCUGGUCAGUGGUCAAUGUCCAGUGCUGCCCACAGCCCCAGCCUAAGAAGGGGCUGCUCCUGCCAGCAUUUGGGCUUGGCCUCUUCUAGCUGUGGGGCUCCCUACAGCUGCUGCUGCUUAGCAGGUAGCUGGCUGCAGAAGUACAUCACCGACAAAUCUUAACUGCCCUCUCCUUCUUGCCAUCUGCCCUCCUCCCAAUCUCACUUCCCCUGCCUCCCGGCCUUCCCCAGGCCCAGAACAUGUGGGCAGUUGGCUAAGUAACUGUCAGUGCUUACUUCCGGUGUGAAUGGAUGCCAGCUGUGUACUGACUGAAUGCAAGGAGCUGGACUCGGAUGGGAAGAGGGCCGGGUGUGGCCAGCUGGGGUGAUUGGCUCCAGGUCUGCCUCUCCCUGGGUUGGCGGCGCACUAUGUGUUUAUCAGACCUGACUCCUAAAGAAGCAGCUCAUGCAUUUCUUGGGUCGCGUGCACAGCAGCCCAAGUGUGAGGCUGAUGAGAAGAUGGUCUUGGGGUGCUUUCAGUGAGGGAGAGGCAGGGGGACAGCCCAAGAGGCAACCAGGCUCCUAGGUGUGUGCUGCUUUCCCACUGACCCUCGGCCCCGGGCUUUGUGAUGCACAUGAGGGGUGUUGGGGGCCACGCUGCCUUCACAGCCAGGCUGCAGAUAUUUUUCUCGAUGUACCUUGCAGAACAGUAAGAGGUGAGUUUUUCCUAGGGCUGCUGUAAGUGUGGGGUGAGAGGUAUGUUAAUUAGACCAAAUCCUGGGGAGGGGGCAGUAAGGGGGUUGUUGCAGUUAGAUAUUUUUUUUUCCUGAGUGUUACAAACAGAAGACAGUGGGUCUCACAAUAAAGAAUGGGCCAAGGGAAAAUGCAGAACAGUGCUGACCAAAUUGGAUCUCCGGGUCGCUGGGUGGGUAUGGGGUGGGUGCAGCAUAAAAGGGGCUGCCUCCCAGGGGCCAGGCUGCCUGUACCCAGCUCGGCCUUACUUCUCAUGCCCAGGCAACAGCCUCCCUGGCUUGCCCAAGGGCUCUGGGUGCUGAAACCUGGCCGGCCAGGAUGGCUGGUGGCCCGAUGCCAGCGGCAAAGGGUUGAGAUUGUGAGCGCUGAGCCCUGUGUCUGCCUUCCUCCCAGGGAUCUUCACAGCUCCCUAUGAUGGACGCUACCUGAUCACCGCCACCCUCACCCCGGAGAGAGAGGCCUAUGUGGAGGCUGUCCUGUCUGUCUCCAAUGCCAGCGUGGCCCAGCUGCACACGGCCGGGUACAGGA